CAUUGUUCGGUGCCGGCAAGCGAUGCUACUAGAACUCUAGAAGAGUCAGACUGUCAGUGUAGUCGGCGUGCUUGUUUAGCUGAGGUUCUAAGUCAAGUUUUACUCGUUCAUCAUGUCUGGUGCCCUGAAGCGUUUCCUGCCCCUUUUUGACCGGGUGUUGGUGCAGCGAGCAACCCCCAUAACCAAGACCAAGGCUGGCAUCCUCAUCCCCGAGGCCAGUCAGAAGAAAGAGCUCACUGCAACUGUAGUGGCUGUUGGCCCCGGGGCCAGAACUGAGACUGGAGGGACUGUGGCGCCUGCAGUGCAGGUUGGCGACGAGGUCUUCCUCCCGGAGUUUGGCGGCACCAAAAUCAUGCUCGAGGAUAAGGAAUAUUUCCUCUACCGCGACAGUGACUUCCUCGCUAAGUUCAAGCCUGAGUAACGUCUACCGUAUAGUUCACUUCCGGUGUUACGAUCGCCCAAUGUUAGAGUUGCUGCUGCCGUCAUAUAUUGUUAACGUUGCUGCAAAGGCAAACAUGAUUUUGCUGUCACGUUUGGGAAGCACCGAUUGCUUGCUGCUUCCAUAAUCGUGACGGCAUCGACGAUUGUGCUCGGCACGAUACGAUGAGCUUGUUUGGUGGACUGUGAUGCGCUGCUGAACGUAACGGUGCCUGGCAGAUGCUGGCCGUGACUCCCAUCAUUGCAACAAUGUGAUGCUCUGCUAAAUGGGCUUAUAAUUAAGAUUUUGUGUCAAGUGUUGCUACAUAGAUCAUCCAUCUUAGGUUUAGUCUAAAUCUUUUUGUUCAAUUGGAGAGUUCCAUCGAGAAGAGGAGGUAGCGUACGCGGUGAGUGGAGUGCAGCUGCUACCAUUACUUGCCUCCUGAUCUUAUUGUACUUACGACAAUGCAUUUAAUUUCUGUGCGCUUAUUAAAGUGCUGAAAGUCUUCUGUCUUCAGAUGCCCGGUCUGUUGAUCAAUAUGUCCGCUGUUGCUAGAGACUCUUAGAUAAUUUGUCUUGUGGUGUACUCCAUUGGUCGCUGUACGUCAACAUGAAUGCUCAUUGCAUGCUGUGCUCGCAAGAUCAGUUCAGGACCCAGCAGCAACUGGCAGUUUGAGUUGACAAUUCCCAGUGAUGACAAGCAGCUGCUCUCCUGCAGUGAUGGGUCACUUGGACUCACCCGACACCGCUUUUUCGGUCUCGCCGCGCCUCUAUGUUCAUAUGUAAAGAUCUUAGGCUAAUAAAGAUUUUUGAGUAAUUUU
Messenger RNA from Hyalella azteca, 1238 nucleotides. RefSeq names its product 10 kDa heat shock protein, mitochondrial. Gene Ontology annotation, molecular function: protein-folding chaperone binding; metal ion binding; protein folding chaperone. The coding region runs from base 113 to 421 and encodes 102 amino acids. The record is from RefSeq and is a predicted model, not a curated record. NCBI's taxonomy places the organism in Eukaryota, Metazoa, Arthropoda, Malacostraca, Amphipoda, Hyalellidae. Gene Ontology annotation, cellular component: mitochondrial matrix. The transcript is spliced from 3 exons.